Molecule: messenger RNA, 4214 nt
Organism: Morone saxatilis (striped sea-bass)
Lineage: Eukaryota; Metazoa; Chordata; Actinopteri; Moronidae
Gene: depdc1
Product: DEP domain containing 1a
Exons: 12
Coding region: 136-2742 (868 amino acids)
Biological process (GO): intracellular signal transduction
Source: RefSeq, a predicted model, not a curated record
UCACCGCUGCCAUUCACAAAGCUGGUGGCAAAACAUCCCUCAAUCCUUUCCCCUCCCUCCAUCCCGAGUUAUGGAUAUCUUUCGCCUCCUGUCGCAGCCGAUGAAGUGAAAACUUUUAGCGUCGUCUUUUUUCGGAUGAAUAUGAGUGCUCAUGUGAUCACCCCUGGGCCGUACCGAGCCACGAAACUGUGGAAUGAGGUGACUCGCUUGUUUCGGGCGGGUAUGCCCCUCAGGAAACACCGCCAGAACUUCCGACAUUACUCCUCCUGCUUCACGGCCUCUGCAGCUGUGGAUUGGCUUCACCAGCUGCUACGGAACAACAGCAAUUUUGGCCCCGAAGUGACCAGGCAGCAGACGGUGCAGCUCCUGAAGAAGUUUCUGAAGAACCACGUGAUCGAAGAUGUGAAGAGUCGCUUUGGCACGGAGGAUCUGGAGGACAACAACAUGCUGUACAGAUUCCCGUCUACUUCUCCUCUGAAGCCCAUUCCCUGUCCAGCUUCAGCCUCGGCCCCGGGCUCCAUUAAGAAAAGGCCUUCAUUCAGGGACAAAGAAGGUUUCUUCAGGUUUAGGAGCAUCAAAAAGAAUGAGAAAGAGUCACAGGAAAAUGUAGAUCCUGCCCUCCAAGCAGAGGGAGAGAAUCAGUCAGUGGGAGAGCCGCAGGUGCAGAGACGAGAGCUGACAGUGGAGGAUGAACAGGAGAUCUGGAGAGACAUCACCCUCACCCACCUGCAGAGGAUUCUGGGCGUUGCGUCUCUUGAUGAGGUUUUAGACCACCGUUAUUUAAACCCACAAAACAUCAUCCAUAACAUGACCAAAGUCAACAAGCAUGGAGUGGUCACACUGGACGACAAGACCAAUGACCUUCCACACUGGGUUUUGUCUGCCAUGAAGAGCCUGGCCAACUGGCCGAAGUAUGACAGCGCACAGCCGUCCUACCCCGGCUUUGAAAGAGAUGUCUUCAAAACGGUGUCUGACUACUUCUACAGCCUUCCGCAGCCAUUACUCACAUACGAACUGUAUGAACUAUUUAUCAACGUGCUGGUGUUUUGUGGGUAUGUUGCGGCGCCCACGAUACACCAACGUGGGAAACGCAAGAAGCCUGACCUCCCCUCAGCCCCCCCUCCAGCCAAGACCUCUUUCCGCUCCACGGAGUGUCUCCUCCUGUCGCUGCUCAGACAGGGGACAUGUGACGAGACGGACUCGCCGAUGACAGAGGUGCUUGGUGGGAAGCUUCAGUCGCGGCUGGCUGCGCUGAAAGGAGAAAUUGCCAGUGCAGGUGACGGUCAGUUAGGAGGCAGCUGCAUGAGCCUGAGUACAGUUGGUUCAACGAGACCUCAAACCAGGAGUUGCUCACUGGAAACUAUCCUAGAUGACUCUGCCCCUCUCACUCGGCAACAGCUCUUUCUGUCCAAUGACAGCCUGGCUUCCUGUGCCUAUAGCACUCGGAGCCAGGAUGACAGCCCUGACGCCGCAACACUCCACAGUCAUACAGACUUCACAUCUGUAUCCAAAGCAACCCCCGCUGCUUCUGAAAAUACUACAGGAGGCGCACCCAGAAAUAGGCAGUCUGUAGUUUCUGUAGCGGGACUGUCAAUCGCACAAAGGUCGCGCCCCUUUCGGCCACGCAGUGUAGGCAGCUGCCUGGACAUCGUCAUAGAAACCCAGGAGGAAGAUGUCAAGGAGAGCAAAUGGCAGGGCCGGGCAACCAGCUGCCUGAAUGUAAACACUCCUGCGGAACAGCAUCACUCCUCCUCAGCUUCACGGCCUCCCUCGCUGUCCUCUUAUCAUCUCUCCUCUUCCUCCUAUCAUCCUUUCGCCUCCUUUUCUUCAUCUGCUAUGGCCAAAGUACAAGGGCCUCACGCUACCACAGGACCUAGCAGGCCCCGACCCGCCUCCAGUACCUCUAAUCUUUGGACUCACCCUGCACCCGCUGCUCUCCGGCGCUGCCUCAGCUCUCUGGAUGUGUCGAGGCAGUCUCGACCUAUUUGCCUGUUCAAACCGCCUGUCUGUGUGCCUACCAGCAGCACCAAGCCCCCCCAACCUAAACCUGAGCACAGCCUUCUCCAGCCUCAGUGUGAGCGUGUAGCCAUUGAGGCCCUGCAGCUCUGUACCCUCCUCCUCCCCCCCGCCUCCCGCAGGAAGCUGCAGCUCCUCAUGAGGAUGAUGUCACGCAUCAGCCAGAACGUGGACAUGCCCCGCCUCCACCCGGCCAUCAGCACCCGAACACUGAUGGUUCACACGUUUUCAGGUUGCAUUCUGGGCAGCGCCGUGGAAUGUGAUUUGGACGAGCUGUUAGCCACCAGACUGGUGUCCUUUCUAAUGGACCAUCAAGAAAGCAUCCUCUCUGUCCCGGAGUACCUGCUCAGUGCUAUCAGCGACCGUGUACAGUAUCUGCGUACAGUACAGGUUCCAGUCGACGGUGUUUCUAAUGUGGAUGGCGGCGAUCCAGUUUGCGCUCCAAUGCCCAUCUACACAUUCUGCCAUCAGAUUAGUGGCGCUGAGUUUGAACAGCAAAAGCUGGAAUCUUCCCAGAAGGCCAUGGAGGAGCUGCUGGAGAUGUUGCUGACAGACCAAAACAUAAGUGAGAAGGACAGACGCAAGAAACUGAAGCAGUUUCAGAAGCAGUAUCCAGACAUCUACCGCCGUCGGUUUCCCUCCUCAGACCGGGAAAACAACAAGCCAAAGAUUAAACCUCCCCUCCUCAACAUUAAGAAGACCAAAGCUUUCAGCAUCAGGAACUAAACUAACCAUACAGGUGUCACCGUCAUAGAAGCCAGUAUUUACAUUGUUUUUGCUGCACUUUUACUGCACUGAUACUAAGAGACUUCUCUUUGCAGCCAUUAACUUUUUGUUGUUACAUUCAAAAUACUGUUGUUCCUGUUGUGUCGUAUUCCUGUGCUAAUAUCAGAGGUAAUGCAGGCUGGAUGACUUCUACAAUGAUGUGUGUAUGUGUUUGUGGUACGUGUUGACAGCUGAGUAAGAUGAAGGCAGGCAGACAGUGGUUUCUUAGAGCAGUUCAUUAGUUAAUGUGUUUUAAUAUAACAGGGUUUUUUUUUUUUAGUAUCUGUGUUCAUUUGGAUCAGCAAACUUUUCUCUCAAAACCCUUUUUUAUUUCCCCUCUCACUUGUCAUCUCUAUUGCUAGCUGAUACUGACCUGAACGUGUGUGUGUGUGUGUGUGUGCGUGUGUGCUUCAGAGUGCAUUUUGGGAGAAAAAAAAAGGCAAUUCUGACAUCACUGGUACGGCAAUAAUUAGAUGAUAGAUUUCUUAAUUUAUAUGAACGAUAAUAUUGGGAGCCGUGGUAGAGACGUCUUUGUUUGACACGUUUCUUGUCACGUUAACUGUUUUUAUUGACUUUUCGCAUCAUUGAAUCUCAAGUUUUAUUUGAAAUGCUCUUUAGUCUUCAUGUUUCUUGUGUGGUGUGUUUUUAAAGCAUUUUACAGUGAAGUUUUAGGUUUUCUCUUAUUGGAUCUUUCAGUUUUCGAGGAUCUCAGCUAUUUCAUGUACAUCUCAGUUAUUUUAAAUAGAGCUCACCUUUCCCAGUUCUUUUUGUUCAUUCUUUGUGUGUCUUAUCCCUAACUCAUCCCUUCUUAGUUUAUUGGCUAGUGAAACGUUUUGCACUGGAUUUAGGCAUUGGGAUAAGUCAUGUCAAUCAUAAGAAUGGUUAAUUUAUACAUAUUUAAUGCGUAUUAGACUCCUUAAAGAAGGUUUCACCUGACACUUGUCAUAUACUGGGUAAACGGUUGCUACUGCUUAUAAAUAAAAACCUCAAAGUGUUUGCUCAGCAACUAAUGCGUUAAUCGUUUAAAAGCAGUGAAGUGGCUAUUGUCUGUACCUAUUGUUAUGACAGUAGCUGGUCUCGGAUGGCUUGCGUUAAUUGCCAGUGAUGGAUGCUAACAGGUAUUUAGUCAACUGAGGUGCAAUACAGAACUCAUAUAAUGUCAAGUGUCGGAGGAAAUGUACCACGCUUGGCUCAAAAGUUCAAGCUGUCCUCUUUUUUUUGUAUUUAUCUUGUAUGAAGUAUUAGUUCUACCCUGAUAUGUUUGUCUAUACCUCAGAUCAGAUGUGUGUGUAUGUGUGUGAAUGUCUAACCAUAUAUAUGCACUCAUCAGCAGACUUUUACAGAGGAGUAUGUAUCUACACAGUUGUAUUCUUCCUCUACAUCGUUUACUAUGCAAAGUCCUGGAAAAUAAACCUGUUCAGCUGUUCUAUUUA